Messenger RNA from Wyeomyia smithii (pitcher-plant mosquito), 2138 nucleotides. RefSeq names its product zinc finger protein 501-like. Bases 228 to 1286 code for a protein of 352 amino acids. Gene Ontology annotation, molecular function: zinc ion binding. Gene Ontology annotation, cellular component: nucleus. Lineage: Eukaryota; Metazoa; Arthropoda; Insecta; Diptera; Culicidae. The transcript has 2 exons. The record is from RefSeq and is a predicted model, not a curated record.
CGACUGUGUGGAGCUUGUUUCGGUGUUUCGUGAAGACAAAAAAAAGUCACACACGAAGACGAUCUUUGCGAGCACAGUAUAGUGAGCUUCCCCGACCCCAUUUUGGUUGUCAGUCCAAUGUAAACAAACGGUAACCAGAAAUAGUUUUAAAUUGUUCGUAAAAUUCGGAAUUCUGCCGAUACAGUGGCUUUAGGUGUACACUUUUAGCCGAAAAACAGUGCGUCCUAAUGGACCUGACAAUAUACAGUGAUGUACCAAACGAAACGCUCGGGUCGUACUGUCGGUUUUGUUUUCGAGAAACGGAAUUAGUUCCGAUUUUUCAUCCCGCAACUCUGGAGCCAGUAAACCGGCAGCUGCUGGAGAUAAUUAGCGAAUGUACAGACAUUGAGCUAACAGCGGAAAAUGAUUUCCCUUCCUCAGCUUGUCAGAACUGCCUUCAAGUGUUGCAAGAAUUCUAUCAUUUCCGGCGUCGCACGAAAGAGUAUGACCGAAUAAUCCGGGAGAAGGCGUUACCUCGUAUGGAACCGGAAGUCUUGAUCGUUAAGCAGGAACCAUUAGAGGAUGACACAUUAGAAAGUGUCCGGAGACAGUAUUUGGCCGACCAGCAACUUCAACAACAGCAACAAGAAGAGGAAGAACCGGAACCGGACGAGGCUGAUGAGGAAGAGCAAGAGAUCGGAAGCAGCAGCAGCACGUUGACUGCGGAGGAAACGCGCGAGGAGGAAUUUCAGCAUCCUAGCCUUAGUGCCAUUUUCAAAGUACGCACUACCUCGAGCUCAAGUGGCUCGAAAACAGCAUUAGCCAGUAGCAUGGAGGAUAACCGAUGCAUGGUGUGCGGUGAGAAGUUUUCCUCGCGGGAAGCAUGGAUCAAUCAUCUUCCGAUCCACGCGGUCGAGCGACCUUUCCAGUGUCAUAUAUGUCUGGCACAGUUUAAAACCAAGUACGUACAGCAAAAUCACAUCAAAACAGUUCACCAGAACAUCCGAAGCUAUCAGUGCAAAAUCUGCACUGAUCCUAUUCGGCAAUUUAAGAGCAAGCGCACACUAGAGGACCACAUGCGUUACCACACCGGCGAACGUCCCUUUUUGUGCACAUUAUGCAAUGUCAGCUUCUCGUCAGGCAGCGUUCAUCGAAAUCAUAUGUAUCGUGUGCACCGAGAGAUGCGCAAAAAGGACCGAAAGUGCAGUUACUGCGGGAAAGAAUUCGACCGAAUACUGGACCUUAAAAGGCACCAGACUAGCUACUGCGAGAAAAUCGUUGGCCGGGCUAUGGUGGAACGGCUCUAGGUUUGACCGAAGUCGGUUACGUUACCGCACACAUAUAGAAUUCAGUAGCAAGUGUACCGGUGAUCGCGAUAGACGACCACGAUACACACAAUUUAAACACACAUACACAUUAAAUUACAAUAUAUAAAAAUUGCAUAGAUUUAUAUAUCGUAGAGCUAACCCCACGUGAAUAGAGCUGAUGAUUAUAAUUUUAAUGGAAUAAAGCAUUACUUUAGCGCGUAUUCGGUGUACUAGACAGCAAAUGUUUUUUAUACGCAUUGGGGAACUCAUGAUUCGAACACUUUUCCUUUGCGUUCUCAUAAUAGCAUUUUACAAUUUCGUCAAAUGUCGAUCUUUUCAUACGACAGUCGAAUACGGCCACAAAAGAAGAAUAAAACUGAUAGUCUCACGUGAACAUUAAAUACUCUUAACCAUUUACAUGGCGGUCUUGCUUCAAUCUCUGACUAUAUAUCCAAGAUUCUUGCGCUUGGGCUUAAGCUUGACGACCGCACAUUUCGUAGUUACUUCUGAAGUGCGUGGAGUCGCACAGAAAAUCCCGGCAACUUGGGAUUAGUUUACCGUCUUCAAUGUACCAGAAUUUAGUAGCCACUUUGUAUAGAUCGAUGACGACGCCGGUUACGUCCAUACGAUCGUUACAGCGACUUUACCUCUGCAUCUCCACGACUGCCACGGAAGGGCUACAGAUACAAGGUUCUUUUAUGAACCUUGUAAACUUUAAAUGCCAUGCCAAUGAGCAAAUGCAUAACAAUUGGGUGGUUUAGCUUAUUUAGUUUUUAUAUGUCAAAGCGGCGUUUUCCUUAUUGCUCUCUCAUAAACCUCAUAAAUGUACCCCGUGUUUGUUGGUUUCCUGGU